AUUCUGAAGUCCAGAGCCACUGCCUUUGCUGCUGCCACAGCUGCCAUCACCUCUCCUCCUCAGCCUCGGGCCACUCACUGCUUUUCCACCCCAGCUGCGACUCUCUCCUGGCCAUGACCACACUGCUCCUAGGACCCUGACCCAACUCUGAGCCCUGGGACCCUUGGUCCCCUCCCCUGGGCCAUGGCCAAUUCAGGCCUCCAGCUUCUGGGCUACUUCCUGGCCCUGGGUGGCUGGGUGGGCAUCAUCGCCAGCACGGUCCUGCCGCAGUGGAAGCAGUCCUCCUAUGCAGGUGACGCCAUCAUCACUGCUGUGGGCCUCUACGAAGGACUCUGGAUGUCCUGCGCCUCCCAGAGCACUGGGCAGGUGCAGUGCAAACUCUAUGACUCGCUGCUUGCCCUGGACGGUCACAUCCAGUCAGCGAGAGCCCUGAUGGUGGUAGCUGUACUCCUGGGUUUUGUGGCCAUGGUCCUCAGCGUCAUUGGCAUGAAGUGUACACGGGUCGGAGACAGCAACCCCAUUGCCAAAGGCCGGGUAGCCAUCUCCGGGGGUGCCCUCUUCAUCCUGGCAGGCCUCUGCACCUUGACUGCUGUCUCAUGGUAUGCCACCCUGGUGACCCAGGAGUUCUUCAACCCAAGCACACCUGUCAAUGCCAGGUAUGAAUUUGGCCCGGCUCUGUUCAUAGGCUGGGCCUCAGCUGGCCUGGCCAUGCUGGGGGGCUCAUUCCUCUGCUGCACAUGCCCAGAGCCCGAGAGAGCCAACAGCAGCCCCCAGCCCUAUCGCCCUGGACCCUCAACUGCUGCCCGAGAACCUGUUGUUAAAUUGCCCGCCUCCAUCAAGGGUCCCCUGGGUGUGUAAUGUCCAGGUCCCCAGCCAGGCCCUGUCCCCUGCCACACUAAGACUGUAUGUUUGGUAUUUUUUGGAAACAGAAAUGAAUAUUCAGCCCCAA
Molecule: messenger RNA, 949 nt
Organism: Marmota flaviventris (yellow-bellied marmot)
Lineage: Eukaryota; Metazoa; Chordata; Mammalia; Rodentia; Sciuridae
Gene: Cldn19
Product: claudin 19
Cellular component (GO): membrane; bicellular tight junction
Molecular function (GO): structural molecule activity
Source: RefSeq, a predicted model, not a curated record